CAUUUGAAAUUCGAUCCAAACCCCUUUUUUGUUCAUAAAGCCAAAACCCAAGGAUUUGUUCAUUUAUUCGAUCAUUCGGUUGAUAAAGGGAGAGGGAAGAGGAUGAAGAUCACAGCUUUACUAGUGUUGAAGUGUGAUUCGAGAUCCGACGGGUCGGAUCCCGUGAUACUAGCAAACGCUACGGAUGUGAAUCAUUUUGGGUACUUCCAGAGGGUCACCGUCAGGCAGUUCAUCGUCUUUGUUGGUCGGACUGUCGCCAAACGGACUCCUCCUGAUCAACGCCACUCCGUUCAACAUGAAGAGUAUAAGGUGCAUUCAUAUAACAGAAAUGGUCUAUGUGUGGUGGGCUUCAUGGAUGAUCACUACCCUGUUAGAAGUGCAUUCUCUGUACUGAACAAGGUGAUAGAUGAGUAUCAAAAGUGUUUUGGUGAAACGUGGAGGAACAUACAAGCAGAUAGCACUCAACCAUGGCCCUAUCUUAAUGAAGCUCUAACCAAGUUUCAGGAUCCUGGGGAGGCAGAUAAUCUGUUGAAAAUUCAGAGGGAAUUAGAUGAAACCAAAAUUAUUCUUCAUAAAACCAUUGAUAGUGUCCUUGAAAGGGGGGAAAAGCUGGACAGUUUAGUUGAGAAGAGUUCAGAUCUCAGUGCAGCUUCACAGAUGUUUUACAAGCAGGCAAAAAAGACGAAUCAAUGCUGCACGAUAUUAUGAGAUGUUAUUAUAAUACCUUCCACAUGGUUUGAAUUGAAGUAAGAUUGUUGGGUUUCAUGUGUUUGAAUCAUGUAUCAUAAUACUCGUGUUCCUGUUAUUUGCAACACUAUAUUACACACUCCACGCAUCUUUACUAUAUCAUAUUAAAGGGUUGUUUGUUUACCU
Cynara cardunculus var. scolymus (artichoke) is the source of this 873-nucleotide messenger RNA. Its product is annotated as VAMP-like protein YKT61. Gene Ontology annotation, molecular function: SNAP receptor activity. Gene Ontology annotation, cellular component: Golgi apparatus; membrane. The record is from RefSeq and is a predicted model, not a curated record. Gene Ontology annotation, biological process: endoplasmic reticulum to Golgi vesicle-mediated transport. The coding region runs from base 103 to 708 and encodes 201 amino acids. NCBI's taxonomy places the organism in Eukaryota, Viridiplantae, Streptophyta, Magnoliopsida, Asterales, Asteraceae. The transcript is spliced from 7 exons.